Molecule: messenger RNA, 246 nt
Organism: Beauveria bassiana ARSEF 2860
Lineage: Eukaryota; Fungi; Ascomycota; Sordariomycetes; Hypocreales; Cordycipitaceae
Exons: 2
Coding region: 1-246 (81 amino acids)
Biological process (GO): mitochondrial respiratory chain complex IV assembly
Cellular component (GO): mitochondrial inner membrane
Source: RefSeq, a predicted model, not a curated record
AUGGGCAUCACCUGGUUAACAUCGAAUAGCAACCCACACUCAACAUACUACGAUGGCCGUCUCCGUCAAGGGCCUGCUCUGAUUCGCGCUCGUCGCCCAUACCUCUUCAAGAAUGCUUUGACCGGUCUCGGCCUUGUCGCUGUUGUCGGCGGUAUCUAUUAUUACACUCUCCGUGCCGUCGGCCAGGACGAGUUCGAUGAUGUCAAGGUUCCCGAUGUUCCCAGAAAAGCGGCCGAGACGCGAUAA